GGCCGGCAGGGAGAUAAGGGGCUGAGAGAGGCAAACGUUCCCGCCCGGAGCCAAGUUCCCCGCUGCUCUCGGGGGCCACCUCGUUUUUCUUCCCCCACUGGCCGCGACUCGGAGGGUUCCGUUCCGCGGCGGGGGCGCGGCCGGGGACUGGGCUGUGAGUCUGCUGCGGCAGGCGGGUCGUGUAGAGUUCGCGGCCGGCCCCGAGGCCGUCUCACGACAGCCCGAAGACAAAAAAGGCUCGGCGGGGGCAUCGUCGCCCCACGCCCGGAACCCAGUUCCCCACUUCUCCCGCGGGGCCGCGAGAGACUCGCGAGCGUCGGAAGCGCUACGGACCUGGUCAAGGCGGGGCAGCCGUAGCGCCAGCCCCUUUCUCCUCCUCCGCGCCUUUCAGCAUAAGAAACUCUAGUUGGCUUGCUUUCCAAUCAUAGUUUGGUUCUAUCGUUUAAAAAAGUCCCUACCUCGUAACGCCGGGCUCCAUCUCGAGAACUGACCGAGGCUGUGAGUGCUUGGGAACCGGGCCCGCUCGGCGGCCGCAGCCCAGGCGUCCCACCGCCUUGUAGCAGGUCGGACGCCGAGGCCCCGGAGCAACGCGGAGAUGAGGAGCAGGAGCAAUUCCGGGGUCCGCUUAGACGGAUACGCGCGGCUGGUGCAGCAGACAAUCCUGUGUUACCAGAAUCCCGUCACGGGGCUGCUGUCAGCCAGUCACGAGCAGAAGGACGCCUGGGUGCGGGAUAACAUCUACAGCAUCCUGGCUGUGUGGGGCCUGGGCAUGGCCUACCGCAAGAAUGCUGACCGCGAUGAGGACAAAGCCAAGGCCUACGAGUUGGAGCAGAACGUGGUGAAACUGAUGCGGGGUCUUCUCCAGUGCAUGAUGAGACAGGUGAAUAAAGUGGAGAGGUUCAAGCACACUCAGAGUACCAAGGACAGCCUGCAUGCCAAGUACGACACCGCCACCUGCAGCACCGUCGUGGGCGACGACCAGUGGGGCCACCUCCAGGUGGAUGCCACCUCCCUCUUUCUCCUGUUUCUGGCCCAGAUGACUGCCUCCGGCUUACGUAUUAUUUUCACUCUUGACGAGGUGGCCUUCAUACAGAAUCUUGUUUUUUAUAUAGAAGCUGCAUAUAAAGUCGCUGAUUAUGGAAUGUGGGAACGUGGAGAUAAGACCAAUCAGGGCAUUCCAGAACUGAAUGCAAGCUCUGUAGGAAUGGCCAAGGCAGCCCUAGAGGCAAUUGACGAACUGGACCUUUUUGGAGCCCAUGGAGGUCGCAAGUCCGUGAUCCACGUUCUGCCCGAUGAGGUCGAACACUGCCAGUCUAUUCUGUUCUCCAUGCUGCCAAGAGCAUCGACAUCUAAAGAGAUUGAUGCUGGACUUCUUUCCAUUAUUUCUUUCCCGGCCUUUGCAGUGGAAGAUGUGAACCUUGUGAAUGUGACCAAAAAUGAAAUUAUUUCCAAGCUCCAGGGGCGUUAUGGAUGCUGUCGCUUCCUUCGAGAUGGUUAUAAAACCCCAAGAGAGGACCCAAACCGAUUGCAUUAUGACCCUGCUGAACUCAAGCUCUUUGAAAACAUUGAAUGUGAAUGGCCUGUGUUCUGGACUUAUUUCAUAAUAGAUGGGGUCUUCAACGGUGAUGCUGUUCAGGUCCAAGAAUACCGAGAGGCCCUGGAGGGAAUAUUAAUCAGAGGCAAGAACGGGAUCCACCUGAUGCCUGAACUCUACGCCGUGCCGCCUAACAAGGUAGAUGAAGAGUAUAAGAAUCCUCACACGGUGGACAGAGUUCCUCUGGGGAAGCUGCCCCAUCUGUGGGGUCAGUCCUUGUACAUCCUCAGCUCCCUGUUGGCAGAGGGAUUCCUUGCCACUGGUGAAAUUGAUCCCUUAAAUAGAAGAUUUUCCACUUCCGUCAAACCUGAUGUCGUAGUACAAGUGACUGUUCUGGCAGAAAACAAGCACAUUAAGGAGUUGCUGAGGAAACAUGGGGUGAGCUUGCAGAGUAUUGCCGACAUUCAUCCAAUCCGAGUCCAGCCAGGCCGGAUUCUUAGUCACAUAUAUGCCAAGCUUGGACGGAAUAAGAAUAUGAAAUUGAGUGGGCGACCAUAUCGGCACAUCGGAGUCCUUGGAACAUCUAAACUAUAUGUGAUUAGGAACCAAAUCUUUACUUUCACACCCCAGUUCACUGACCAGCAUCACUUCUACCUGGCCCUGGACAAUGAGAUGAUUGUGGAGAUGCUGAGGAUCGAGCUAGCCUACCUGUGCACCUGCUGGCGGAUGACGGGCAGACCCACGCUCACCUUCCCCAUCACCCAUACCAUGCUCACAAACGAUGGCUCAGAUAUUCAUUCUGCUGUUCUUUCUACAAUUCGAAAACUAGAGGAUGGAUAUUUUGGAGGAGCUAGAGUAAAAUUAGGGAGUCUUUCGGAAUUUCUCACCACCUCUUUCUACACGUAUCUGACCUUCCUGGAUCCAGACUGUGAUGAGAAGUUGUUUGACGAUACCAGUGAAGGGAGCUUCAGUCCUGAUAGUGAUUCAGAUUUGGGAGGAUAUUUCGAAGACAACUAUAAUCAAGAAAGCCAGGAUGAACUUGACCAGUAUAUCAACCACCUCCUGCAAAGCACAUCCUCGAAGUGCUAUCUGCCACCUCUUUGUAAGAAGACAGAGGACAGCCAUGUUUUCAGUGCCAUCUACUCCACUCGGGAUAUACUUUCCGUGAUGGCAAAAGCAAAGGGUUUGGAAAUUCCAUUUGUUCCCAUGGCUUUGCCAACUAAAGUCCUAAGUGCCCACCGUAAAUCGCUGAAUCUUGUUGAUUGUCCUCAGCCACUCCUAAAAAAGGCCCCCGAAGAUGACUUCCAGUUUCCCAGAGAUGACCACGGCAACAUAGACUGUGAGAAGCUGGCUGAGCAGCUGAAAGACUGUUCGAACCUACAGGACCAAGCGGACAUUCUGUACAUUCUGUAUGUAAUAAAACAGAAGACGACGCAGCCCUCUCGGGGUCCCAGCUGGGACACAAAUCUCUCUGGACAGCACGGGGUCACUGUUCACAACCUCCUCAGUGAGCUCUAUGGAAAAGCCGGCUUGAACCAGGAGUGGGGUCUGAUCCGCUACAUCUCUGGCCUACUCAAGAAGAAAGUGGAAGUCCUGGCUGAGGCCUGCACGGACCUGCUGUCGCACCAGAAGCAGCUCACGGUGGGCCUGCCGCCAGAACCCCGGGAGAAGACCAUCUCUGCACACUGUCACUCGAGCACUUCCAGCAGGAAAAUGAGGAUAUUCCAUAGAGGACUAGGAGGCAUCUUUCGUGGUGUUUGUGUCCUGACGCUCCUUCCUAGGCCUCUUCCCCCCGAGGAGCUCACAGAACUCAUCUAUGAAGCCAGCGGGCAGGACAUCAGCAUCGCCGUGCUCACACAGGAGAUUGUGGUUUACCUGGCGAUGUAUGUCAGGGCACAGCCCAGCCUCUUCGUGGAGAUGCUCAGACUCCGGAUUGGACUUAUCAUUCAGGUGAUGGCCACGGAGCUGGCGCGGAGCCUGAACUGUUCAGGAGAAGAAGCUUCUGAAAGUUUGAUGAACCUCAGCCCUUUCGAUAUGAAAAAUCUCCUACACCAUAUUUUAAGUGGAAAGGAGUUUGGUGUUGAAAGAAGCGUGCGGCCUAUCCAUUCCUCCACAUCCAGCCCUGCCAUCUCCAUCCAUGAGGUGGGACAUACUGGAGUCACCAAAACCGAGAGGAGUGGCAUCAACAGGCUGAGGAGUGAGAUGAAACAGAUGACUAGGCGAUUUAGUGCUGAUGAACAGCUCUUUUCUGUGAGCCAGGCCCCAUCCGGCAGCGCACACUCCUCCAAGUCUGUGAGGUCCAGCACCCCAUCCUCACCCACGGGCACGUCAUCGUCAGACUCAGGUGGGCAUCACAUCGGCUGGGGGGAGCAGCAGGGCCAGUGGCUGCGCAGGAGAAGGCUGGACGGGGCCAUCAACAGAGUCCCCGUGGGAUUUUACCAGAAGGUGUGGCAGAUCCUUCAGAAGUGUCACGGUCUGUCCAUCGACGGUUAUGUGCUCCCAUCCUCGACGACGCGAGAGAUGACCCCACAGGAGAUCAAGUUUGCUGUCCACGUUGAGUCGGUGCUGAACCGAGUGCCGCAGCCUGAGUACCGGCAGCUGCUGGUGGAGGCCAUCAUGGUGCUGACGCUGCUCUCGGACACGGAGAUGAACAGCAUUGGGGGCAUCAUCCAUGUGGACCAGAUCGUGCACACGGCCAACCAGCUGUUCCUUCAGGACCAGAUGUCGAUCGGUGCCACGGACACGCUGGAGAAGGACCAAGCCACGGGCAUUUGCCACUUCUUUUACGACAGUGCUCCCAGCGGGGCUUAUGGGACAAUGACCUACCUAACGAAGGCGGUGGCUUCUCACCUGCAGGAAUUGCUGCCCAAUUCAGGCUGCCACAUGCAGUAGGGCCUCGGCGCUCUGAGCCCAAGAUCCCCUGUGCUGUCACAAAAGCAUUUCCCAUCAGCAGCCCUGGCAGGGAGGAGGUGGCAGUAACACACCUGAAAGCAGUAUACGUCCAAGCCGCAGAAUCCUGUGCCCGCCCCCGAGGAGCGCCCUGGGAUCAUCUUCUUACAUUCAUUUUGCUGGGAAGUUUGUCACAGCAUCUGGUCUCCUGGAGUCUGAGGAGGUAUCGGAAGUUGGUCUCCUCUUGUGAGUGCAGAGUGAAGUGAGAAGGCAGCUUAAACUGGCUUUUGCAGAGUUGCCGAACAGGCUCAAUGAGCUAGUGAUACAUCUUCCAGAUGAAAAGAUCCUUCCAGCAGCUGCGGACCUUGACCAGGGGCACAUCUUAACGGUACAGUCUGUCUGUGGGUCAAAAUGUGUAGCAAAUAGAACAACUCAUUGUGCAGAGGUUUGGUUGUCUCGUGCCUUGCUUUCCUCCUUGGCUUGUUGCUGUCUUACUGGCAGCUACCUUUGCGUGACGGUUCUCCUUCACCAACAUUUAGAAAAUUGCUCCCACUUGACUUUGGCUCAUGGUCUUCAAGGAUUUUAUCUUGGCCACCCGUGAGUUAGGGAUUUCUCCUGCCUUAUGAAAAUAUCCCACAUCAUCUUCCAGAAUCUAACCAAAAAGAAGCAAGGCAGAGGAGAAGCCAACCCUUCUUCUAGCUGGGCCAACUGUUGUUUUGGGGCUGGCAUGGGCAGGGAGUCCCUCUGGAAGGCCUGUGCCCCCGCCCCCGUCGUGGGGUGGCGGCCGGCAGGGAGCGGCACGCCCACCGUGUUCUGGGGGAGCCACGUGCUGAGUCUGCAGCACCAGACGCCACAGAAGUGCGUGCCGUGCUCCCUCUUCAAUGCUUCCCUCUGCGGCAGGGCCAGGCUGGGGCCUCAAGCCCUUCUCACAGCAGCACUUUUGCCUUAAGGCUCUCAGGUGGGGUGUAGCUGGAGGCCUUGCUUGCAGAGGCGUGAGGACAAGUCCUGAUGGGGCAGGGCCUCGCCAGUCUUUCCUUGCCAAGGUCCUGAUGGAUGGAGUUUCUCUCCAGGUGUCUUACGGGGAUGGGGGGUGGGCAUGACACACAACAGGGAAAACCGUUUCUGUGGAUAAUGGACUCUGAAGGACAGUCACCUGGUGGCCUCGUGGUGCGCUCUGGCUGGUUGAGGGUGACGGCUUAGAUUGGUGAUGACUCUGCCUCUGAAAUGGAAACUUGGCCAUUGGAUCUUUGCGUGGAAGUUUGCGUGAAGGUGGAGAAAGCCGAUGCUCAGGCUGCUUUGAGAGGACAGCAAGGUGCCCAGUGCCCCCCAGAGUCAGGAUGCGGCACUGACCAGUAUUCUUGAAGCAGAGGAAAGGCAGGGAGGGUUCCUGCUAAAGAGCCUCGCUUCAGUCCAAGCCAAACACAUUGUAGUUGCCCCUGGGGGAGAGAGUCUGGAACACGAGUCUUGGCUCACUUACCCGCUCGGUGGUGCACAGGCGCUGUCUACACGGGACAUCAGUGCCUUGGCUUCAUAUUUGUUUGAAACCAUAAUAUUUUCCUUGCUGAGGUACAGAGUAGUUACAUAAAGAAAAGUGCCCAGGGGCUUCCCUGGUGGCGCAGUGGUUGAGAGUCCGCCUGCCGAUGCAGGGGACACGGGUUUGUGCCCCGGUCCGGGAAGAUCCCACGUGCCGCGGAGCGGCUGGGCCCGUGAGCCAUGGCCGCUGAGCCUGCGGGUCCGGAGCCGGUGCUCCGCAACGGGAGAGGCCACAGCAGUGAGAGGCCCGUGUACCGCUAAAGAAAAAAAAAAGAACAGUGCCCAAAAUCUCUCUCAAUUUCUGCUCCAGUGGACUCCCACAUCCCCUCCCCUUCCUAUUACUGUCGGUAUGUCAAACCUUUCUCCUCAGAUUACUAGAUGGUUCCUUCUGUCAUUCAUCGGCACGUGUGAGAUGCUCUGUCUGUGACUCGGUGCUCAAGGCCCUCAGCCUGCGCAGGAAAGCCAGUGUGAACAGAUGACCAGGCUUUAGCGUGGUGGGGGGGGUGUGAGGGAGCUGGACGAGGGCUGGGCUGGGAAGGUAGGGACGGCCCAGAGCCCUGCCAUCAGCAUGGCAGAUCCCGGAGACAGUGUGGGUGGCCUGGCGCCGUGCCCCGAGCCCCCCGCAGUGCCCGGAGCCUUCCUGUUUGUGCCUCGUCUUCCCUUGGAAGCCAGUUUGCUCUCAUUUGCCUCGGCGGGUCCAGGGGGGUCACAGCCACCCACGUUUCAUAGUCGCGUUUUCAUGGCCUUUAUUUCUGGUGUCUUUAAGACAUGCUUGACAUAAACAAGACUCAUGUCAUUCACCAGAUAGACUCCCUGGUGGAUCAUUUCAAACACAGAUAAUGUAAGAAAGGUACAAGCCGCUAAAGGCCCGGUUGCUUCUUGGGCAAAGGCUCGAGAAGAGUUACAGCCCUCCAGAAUGAGCCAGGUGCUAAUUUAGAACGAUCACCUGCCUGUGGAUGACGCGCAAAGUCGCAGAUGCUGUGUUUGGGCUCACCAACCGAGACGCGGGCGGCCAGGAGAAGAGCCAUAAUAAGCAAUUCAACUGAGCCUUCGAUUCACUCUUUUGAAACCUCUUUGAAAUGAAAUCCUGAAAUAGUACCACAUUUCCACAGGCACCAAGCUGUCAGCUUCAAAGAAGAACAGCCUUCUGAGGCUUGAUCCCUUUCACGAGCAGCUGAGGCCUACACCACCAAGAAGAGGAACAGAUGUUCGAGGGGGAUGGGAGAGGCGUGUCCGGCCACCAUCCUGGCCUCUGCGGAUGGGCCCAGGUUUCCAUACCAGGAGCCCCUGGCACCUUGGGGCUGGGCAGCAACGAAGACCCCACAGAGCCAAAAAUAAUAAAUAAAUACAUGCAUACAUUUUAUAGGAAAAAAGAAGAACUUGAAUGUUAUAGAAAGCAGUUCUGGAUUUUGCAGGGCCUUGGGGUUAAAAUACUGAUGAUGAUUGUAUGGCAGAUGUGCAGAAAUAAGAGAGCUCUGUUUAAGAGGGUGCCGGGCCACAGAGCAUUUUCAUUUCAUUUCUUGGUAAACCCUUUUCUGCAGCUAAGGAGUAACAAAACUAAUCAACUUGAAUUCCAGUCACAGGAAGCCAGAUAUGCCCAGUAGCAACCCAGGCUGGGCUGGGGGAGCCGGGAGGCUGUCCGGUCAAGCCAGCAUCUCCCCAGUGGACAUCAGUCCGGAGGUCAGAGCCUCUGCAACUCCCCUGAGGUGCGGCGAAUAAAAGGAGAGAUCGUUACGCAAUAGCUGCCUGGAUAGAGAGGAUAUAAAUGCUCCUUAUGUAAAAAAAGAAAGAAAAAAGACCAGAAGAUCAGGAGGCAAGAGAAACAAGUUCGUCAGUUGAUGGAUGCCAUUUAUUUCUGGACAAGAAGACAGGUGGCUCGGCCUCCCUUGAUGUAAAUUACAGCAGAGCAUCUCUCAGUUCUGUUGACUUGCGCGGGAGUCUGGCAAAUCGCUUUUGUCUUCCCUGCUUCCUUGUCAAAAGGUACAAAAGCCUCCCACCCCC
Messenger RNA from Orcinus orca (killer whale), 7957 nucleotides. It is a transcript of the gene PHKA2, whose product is annotated as phosphorylase kinase regulatory subunit alpha 2. NCBI's taxonomy places the organism in Eukaryota, Metazoa, Chordata, Mammalia, Artiodactyla, Delphinidae. The transcript is spliced from 34 exons. Gene Ontology annotation, biological process: glycogen metabolic process. The record is from RefSeq and is a predicted model, not a curated record. Gene Ontology annotation, cellular component: phosphorylase kinase complex. Gene Ontology annotation, molecular function: calmodulin binding. Bases 596 to 4426 code for a protein of 1276 amino acids.